UCUGUGAUAAUAGUUAUAAUUAUGACCCUUUAGAAGAUUUAUCAUGUCAUCUGAUGUCUUAUAAAUUUACAAAGCAACAAUUAGCAAAUAUUGCAGAAAUGACUGCUUCUGGUUGUACUUCAGUUGAAGCAUUAAUAGAUAAGCUUAGAGAGGAUGAAGAAGAUUACCUAUGGGCAUUAACUUGUAUUACUAAAUUAUUUAAUAAAAUAUUAAAACCUUGUAUUAUAGUAACAGAUAAAAAGUUAGCUUUUAUGGAUGCACUUAUAAAAAUAGUUCCAGGUUCAACAAAUUUAUUAUGCCUAUAA
Messenger RNA from Cetraspora pellucida, 305 nucleotides. NCBI's taxonomy places the organism in Eukaryota, Fungi, Glomeromycota, Glomeromycetes, Diversisporales, Gigasporaceae. The record is from the annotation of a GenBank genome assembly.